AUGACUUCUUCACGCCCCUCGAUUGUGAACACCAGCCUCUCGACAUUCGCACCGCCCCCAGCCUCGCCGCAGUCGCCCAGAAAACUUCGCAAAUUCCAAUCGCAUCAGACUCUGACGUCGACCUCAUUUUCAACUUUCGGGCAGCCUCCGGCGACACAGGGAGUCCCCGCCCGCCAGCGCGGUGCACUUGCCAAUGCCGCUCCACACGACACACCAUCCGAUGCUCAGCUCGAUUCGGCUGGGCGACAUCAUAGCCGUCAGCGAGCCAGAUCGAAUAGCGAUACUGGCUCCAGCUUGGCAACUCCAUUGGUGACAGCACCUCCAAAGGCAAGGCGACCGGCCAGGAAGACCGGCUCUUCGGGGUAUUUCUUGAAGCGAUCGGGCCUCGAAACAUUCCUGCGUGAUGGGCCGGCAGAUGGCAAGCUUCUCGAAACACUGCAGGAACUGAGGUUGAUGGUGUUGUCAAAUAAAGUGGAUGCUGAUUCUGAUGGCAUGUCUACCCAUCGAAUAUAUCUGUGGUUGGUGCUUUUUGCCAUUCCUCCAUUACCAACAGACGAAUACCUCAAUCUCGUGCAUCGAGGGCGAUCUCCAGUAUAUACAAAAAUCAGAAAUGAUACUUUUCGGACACUAGCCACGGAUCCUCUAUUUAAACGGCGGGUCACCGAGGCAAGUCUGAUACGAUUGCUGAAUGCGGUUGCAUGGAAGCUACACGACACGCAGAAUGCCAAACCACGCUCGCGACCGUCUUCAAGAAGGAAAGAGUUACUGGAACUUGCCAUCGACAGUCCACCAACCAUCGCCGAAGAACCCGAGGGAGAUCCAGGGAGGGAAAUGAGUGGUGCAAUAGGCAAAGGGGCUAUCUAUGUCCAGGGCAUGAACGUCCUUUGCGCCCCCUUUCUCUACGCAGCUCGCAGUGAAGUAGAAGCCUUUACUCUCUUUCAUUACUUUGUGACCAAAGAAUGCCCCGGUUAUGUUCGAGGUGCAAUGGACGGGGUGCACAAGGGUCUGCGAUUGGUUGAUCGUUGUCUAGAAAUCGUCGACCCCAAGCUUGCCAGCUAUCUAUUUUCAAAGGGAAUGCAAGCCGAAUUGUAUGCAUUUCCAUCUGUCCUUACCCUGUGCGCCUGCACUCCGCCUCUACCGGAAGUUCUUCAUCUAUGGGAUUUCCUAUUUGCGUACGGUCCACAUCUAAACAUUCUCUGCAUCGUGGCACAACUCAAUUGCAUGCGAGAUGCCAUCAUGCAAAGUGAUAGUCCGAAUAAACUGUUGCGCUCGUUCCCGCCUCUCGAAGCAGACAAAAUCAUCAGCCUUACAGUGUCCUUCAUACAGAAAAUCCCUGAUGAUCUUUACGGCGACCUCGUUGAUCACGCCAAAUAA
Molecule: messenger RNA, 1374 nt
Organism: Talaromyces proteolyticus
Lineage: Eukaryota; Fungi; Ascomycota; Eurotiomycetes; Eurotiales; Trichocomaceae
Product: putative mitotic check point protein
Exons: 3
Coding region: 1-1374 (457 amino acids)
Biological process (GO): activation of GTPase activity; negative regulation of septation initiation signaling
Cellular component (GO): mitotic spindle pole body
Molecular function (GO): GTPase activator activity
Source: RefSeq, a predicted model, not a curated record